UUUUGUAAACAUUGUCGUGCACGGUUCAAUCGUUCAAUUCUCCGGAAGAUUACUUCAUCACCGUUUUUUUAAAUUCUGUGUUAAUUUUUCUCGUUAUCAUGAACCGUCUAUAGUUCUUGAAAUGGCAGGCAAAGCAUUUCAACUAAACCGUAAAGGUUCCGUGUUCUUCACCAAACAAUUGUCCAAGAAACAGAAACCUUGGAAAAGCUUUUCAACCAGUGUUGAUGAUGGCUCAACAGUCAAUCAGAAUCUCACAUGUGCUUUUAAGCAACCCCCACUUUCUGAGCCACUGCCUGGCCUACCCAAAGCUAUUUAUGCCUCAGCCAGUGAUGACGAACGAGGCACAAAAAUCACAACGUUACCGAAUGGCCUAAGGGUUGCUUCUGAAAAUCGUUUCGGGCAAUUUUGUACUGUUGGAGUGGUAAUUGAUUCUGGAUCAAGAUAUGAGCUACCAUAUCCAAGUGGAAUUUCUCAUUUUUUAGAAAAGUUGGCUUUCAAUUCAACUUCUCAGUAUGCUGACAAAGACAAAAUUUUACUAACAUUGGAAAAGCAUGGAGGAAUUUGUGACUGUCAGUCUUCCAGGGAUACUUUUGUCUAUGCAGCUUCAGCAGACAGAAGAGGGCUAGAUCCUGUCGUACAAGUUUUAGGAGAGAUCAUUCUACGGCCUUUAAUUUCAUCGGAAGAAAUUUCUAUGACGAGACAAGCCAUCAGUUUUGAACUUGAAAAUCUCAGAACUCGCCCUGAGCAAGAGCUGCUGCUAAUGGAUAUGAUUCAUGCUGCAGCGUACAGAAACAAUACAUUAGGUCUACCAAAAAUUUGCCCUGAAAGCAACAUUGAGAAAAUUGAUCGCUCAGUAUUGUUCACAUACAUUAAGAACCAUUAUACUCCAAGUCGUAUGGUUGUCGCUGGAGUUGGAGUAGAGCAUGAUGCACUUUUGGAAAGUGUAAACAAAUACUUCGUUGAAGAGAAACCCAUUUGGGAGGAAGAUAAAAGUCUUGUUAUACCAGGUGAAUCUUAUGGAGUCGAUCAGUCGAUAGCACAAUAUACUGGUGGUUUGGUGCAGGAAGAAUGUGAGAUUCCUCAAUUUGCGGGGCCAUCAGGCUUACCAGAGUUAGCACACGUAAUGAUAGGCCUUGAAGGAUGUUCUCAUCAAGAUUCUGACUUCGUUGCUAUAUGUGUUCUAAACAUGAUGAUGGGAGGCGGAGGUUCAUUCAGUGCUGGUGGUCCAGGAAAAGGGAUGUACACCCGUCUGUACACUAAUGUCCUAAAUCGAUACCAUUGGAUGUUUAAUGCUACAGCCUAUAACAAUUCAUACUCGGACACUGGGUUAUUCUGCAUUCAUGCAAGUGCACCACCUUCUUACGUCCGAGAUAUAGUCAAAGUAUUAGUAGAGGAAAUGGUGACAAUGGGAGGAUCUGUACAAGCAGAUGAAUUAAGGCGAGCAAAAACACAGCUCCAAUCCAUGCUGCUGAUGAAUCUUGAAGCUCGUCCAGUCGUUUUUGAAGAUAUUGCUCGUCAGGUCUUAGCCACAGGCCACAGGAAACGACCUGAACACUACAUUGAACAAAUAGAAAAUAUUACGGAGGUUGAUAUCCAGCGGGUUGCUCAAAGAUUACUCCGUGCUCAGCCUUCAGUGGCUGCUCGAGGUAAUAUUGCAACAUUGCCGUCACUUGAAGCUGUCCAAGCAGGUCUUCAAGAUGCGAAUGGAAGAAUGCCCAGCAGUAAAAGACUGUCCUUAUUCCGAUAGUUUAUUAAAGUAAAAUCUAGUUUGGAAAUAUGUUUCUUAAUUUUUAUAUCCCAUGUAUGGUUGCCACUACUUCAACCAUGAAGAAUUUCAACCACUUAAAUUUCAAAUUUCCUCUAUGCUUUGAUGAAUAUUUUGAUUUGACCUUUCAAAACUUUGAUCCAAAUCUGCCCUUGUAAGCGGAGUAAUUUUUCCCCUCACUUUAUUUUGUUGUAUUGAUUUGUUGCCUUUUCCUGUGAAAUUAAAUGUUACAUUUUAUACCAAGA
Molecule: messenger RNA, 2010 nt
Organism: Bemisia tabaci
Lineage: Eukaryota; Metazoa; Arthropoda; Insecta; Hemiptera; Aleyrodidae
Product: mitochondrial-processing peptidase subunit alpha
Cellular component (GO): mitochondrion
Molecular function (GO): metalloendopeptidase activity; metal ion binding
Source: RefSeq, a predicted model, not a curated record